Triticum dicoccoides is the source of this 2550-nucleotide messenger RNA. RefSeq names its product phospholipase D beta 1-like. Gene Ontology annotation, molecular function: calcium ion binding; D-type glycerophospholipase activity. The transcript has 9 exons. The coding region runs from base 61 to 2397 and encodes 778 amino acids. Lineage: Eukaryota; Viridiplantae; Streptophyta; Magnoliopsida; Poales; Poaceae. Gene Ontology annotation, cellular component: plasma membrane. The record is from RefSeq and is a predicted model, not a curated record. Gene Ontology annotation, biological process: phosphatidylcholine metabolic process; phospholipid catabolic process.
UGAAGCCGUACAGGACCAGACGACCCCAAAGCCCGGAGGUACUGGCGGAGGCGGCCGGCGAUGGAGGGAAGCAGCCGCCGCGCCGGCAGCGCGAGGGCGUCGCUCAAGGUGGUGCUGCUCCACGGCAGCCUCGACAUCUGGGUGCGCGACGCGGGGGGCCUCCCCGACAAGGGCGUGCUCUACAAGAAGUUCGGCGACCUCCUCGGCCUGCGCAUCGUCGGCUCCGUCGCCGGCAAGGUGCCCAGCGCCUCGAUGACCAGCGACCCCUACGUCACCGUCCAGGUCUCCGCCGCCACCGUCGCCCGCACCUACGUCGUGCCCAACAGCGAGGACCCCGUGUGGGCGCAGAACUUCGUGGUGCCCGUCGGCCACGAGGCGGCCGAGGUCCACUUCGCCGUCAAGGACAACGACGUCUUCGGCGGCCAGGUCAUCGGCGCGGCGGCCAUCCCCGCCGAGCAGCUCCUCUGCGGGGACAGGAUCGAGGGCGCCUAUCCUCUGCUGGAUCCCAAUGGCAAGCCGUGCGCUCCCGGCGCGGUGCUGCGGCUCUCCAUACAGUACACCCCGGUGGCUCGCCUCACAGCGUACCACCGUGGUGUCGCUGCUGGGCCGGACAGCCAUGGAGUGCCAAAUGCAUACUUUCCUCUGCGCCGUGGCAUGAGGGUGACCCUCUACCAGGAUGCACAUGUGCCGGAGGGCUGUCUCCCGGACAUCCGGCUUGACAAUGGGCUCCAAUACCAACAUGGGCAAUGUUGGCGCGACAUGUACACCGCCAUAAUCCAGGCACGGCGGCUGAUUUACAUCGCCGGCUGGUCGGUGUUCCACACCAUUCGGCUCGUGAGGGACGGGGCCAAGGAGGUGCCGGUUCAAAUAUUGCUCUGCCCAAGAUCUGCUGGGAAACGUCACAGCUGGGUGAAACAGAAGGAAACAGGAACAACAUAUAGUCAUCAUCAGAAAACAGUUAUCGUGGAUGCUGAUGCUGGUGGUAAUAGGAGAAAAAUAAUUGCUUUUAUUGGAGGCCUUGAUUUGUGUGGUGGACGCUACGAUAUACCUGGGCACCCUCUGUUUCGGACUCUUCAAACUUUGCACAAGGAGGAUUAUCACAAUCCAAACUUUGCUCUAAGUGUGGUUGAUGCUCGUGGCCCAAGGGAACCAUGGCAUGACUUGCAUUCAAAAAUCGACGGUCCAGCAGCUUAUGACGUUCUAAAGAAUUUUGAGGAGCGUUGGUUGAAGGCAUCGAAACGCCAUGGUAUUAAGAAGUUUGGAAAAUCAUAUGAUGAAGCACUUCUCAGGAUUGAAAGAAUACCUGAUAUCAUAAACAUUAGCGACACAUUAUAUUUUAGCGAUAACGAUCCUGAGGCAUGGCAUGUUCAGGUGUUUCGAUCUAUUGAUUCCAACUCUGCCAAAGGAUUUCCAAAGGAUCCACGAGAAGCAACCAGAAAGAAUCUUGUUUGUGGAAAGAAUGUACUAAUUGAUAUGAGCAUACACACAGCUUAUGUGAAUGCCAUCCGGGCAGCCCAACACUUUAUUUAUAUUGAGAAUCAGUACUUCAUAGGUUCUUCAUUCGAUUGGGAUUCAAACAAAGAUAUUGGGGCUAACAAUCUAGUACCAAUUGAAAUUGCUCUCAAAAUCGCAACCAAAAUUAAGGUGAACCAGAGGUUCUCUGCAUACAUAGUGCUUCCUAUGUGGCCUGAGGGUAAACCAACUGGUCACAUAGCACAAAGAAUUCUUUACUGGCAGAACAAAACAAUGCAAAUGAUGUACAAGAUAAUAUAUAGAGCCUUGAAAGAGGCAGGUUUGGAUGAUGUAUAUGAGCCUCAGGAUUAUUUGGUCUUCUUUUGUCUUGGCAAUCGUGAAGCUUCUGACAGUCCCAGCGCUUCAAGCACAGCAGAUAGUCCUCAGGAACAAGCUAGGAAAAAUAGGAGGUUCAUGCUGUAUGUACAUUCAAAGGGCAUGAUUGUGGACGAUGAAUAUGUGAUAAUUGGAUCAGCUAAUAUCAACCAGAGGUCCAUGGAAGGAACCAGAGAUACUGAGAUUGCUAUGGGAGCGUAUCAACCACAGUACACCUGGGCAAAUAAAAUUUCUGCCCCUCGUGGACAGGUUUACGGGUACAGAAUGUCGCUCUGGGCUGAGCAUAUCGGAGCUAUCGAGGAAGACUUCAACCAUCCAGAGAGCAUAGAGUGCAUGAGGCGGGUUCGACAUCUCGGGGAACAUAACUGGGAUCAGUUCGUUGCCAAUGAGGUGACUGAGAUGAGAGGGCACCUCUUGAAGUACCCUGUAAGUGUUGACCGUGAAGGCAAGGUGAAACCCUUGCCAGGAUGCACGACAUUCCCAGACAUGGGCGGGAACAUUUGUGGCUCUGUCCCCUUUACACUCAUCCAUGAUAACCUCACAAUAUGAAUUUGGUUGUGCAAGUAUGUAUAGUUGCUAGUGGUUUCUGGGGUAGCCUGGACAGGUAAAAUGGCAAUUUUAUAGUAUCUUGGAUGUUGUUAAGGACGAGCCGUGAGAAUUGUUAGUUAUGUUCUUCAAGUAGUAUGAUGUUAGUUGCCCAAA